UGUAGCUCACCCUCAAUAUAUUAAGGCUCAAAACUAUAAGGUUCUGGAGAUCGGUAGGUUGGAGUUCAAAUCCCAGCCGAGUCAUACCAAAGACUAUAAAAAUGGGACCCGUUUCCCUCCCUGCUUGGCACUCAGCAUCAAGGGUUGGAGUUGGGGGUUAAAUCACCAAAAUGAUUCCCGGGCGCGGCGCCGCUGCUGCCCACUGCUCCCCAAGGGGAUGGGUCAAAUGCAGAGGACAAAUUUCACCACAUCUAGUGUGUGUGUGACAAUCAUUGGUACUUUAAUCUUAAUCUUUAAUCAUCAUUUGUCCCACGUAAUCUUUGAUGGCUCUAACGAAGUCUGCUAUGAGUUGCAGUGUUUGUUGUUGAAGAAAAAAGUGAACAUUGUGAUGCCUCUGUGAAACUAAUUCGCCGCAGAUGCUUAAAAUGAGCAAAUUACGUAAAUAUUACAUGUUAUUAUGAAUGAACCUGUUACUACAUUACAUGACGGAGAUAGAUAUCUACAUAUAUCCAUAUUUAAGAGUUAUUUCUUUCUAUAGUCAUGUUUGAAAUAACUAGUGUUUUCUCUUUGUGCUCUUUCUAUUUUUUCUCCAUCUCAUGACCGAUGGUACACUUUGAAUUACCUUGGGCUUGGAAUGUGCGAAGUGGAAGUACUCCUUUUCUUAUCGUAUCCUGUCUCUUCUCAGAGUAGAACAAAUGACUUGUGUAUUACUUCUGGAGGGUGGGGGCGAGGGACAUAUUGAAGAACACGGCACUUACGUGAGGUCUUUUAGAUCAACUUGGCUACGCAAUUGAAUGUGUUGUUCUAGGCUGGUCUCUAUCUUCAAAGCUUUGAAAAUAAAUUACAAAAUACCUAUUCUGUUCUGGUGAUCAUUUAAACUCAGUUUAUGUGUCAUCAAAAGAACUUGGGAUUGACCAGUAACUUAAAUUCCCUUGGAGGAACAUCUGGUCCAAACGCAACAAUUUACAUACAGUGUGUAUAAAAUACAAUGAUGGAGGCUUCUGGUUGUUUUUUAGGGCACUUUAUAGUCGGAAUAGAGCAAAUCCCAUUACCUCGAUUGUUAGCUGACUUUUGCUAGCAUUCAUUUACUAGUUAGAAUGCAUAAAAAAAAGAAAAACAUACAUGUUCUUGUCUUACAUAAGGAUUGUGAAUUAUAGGCAUUUGUUUUUUUGAAGCGCACGUCCCCGUUGAAGUGAAAGAAAGUAACUAAAAAGAACAAAAAUAUAACGUAUUUUCCGCUGAGGGCGCAAUAUAAUUAAUCAUUAUUGGGAGUGCGUAUGUAACCACGAAAUGGCCUAAAACGAGAACCACACGUAUGGAUUGAUGGUUGUAAGGACAGGAGGAUGGAUGGACAGAUCCAAAAUCCAACAUUAUUUUAUUGAGAGAGACUCAAUAAAAUAUGGAUGGAUAACAGAAGGACAAAUGGAUAGAAGGACACUAAAAAAAGAAUGUAUGUGCGGCAGCUCGGUAGUUUUGUGUUUCUUGCUCUAUUUUUGAUAACCACAUAAUGACAGAGUUGCUGUAUAUGAAAGUCGCCUCCCUCUCCAAUGGCUUAUAUAAACCUCUUCCUUUCUCCACGGGACCUCCUCGCUGGAUUCCUUGGAAGAUUCUAUUCUACCUACCGAAGUAUACCUACCGCCUACCUUCUCCGCCACCGAGCUCUGCAGAAACAUGGACAACUACUCGUACAACUUCCCCUCUGACUGCACACCUCUAACCAACUGCAAGUCUGCCCGGAAACCAGCCGGUUCCACCGUGGUCAACAUGGGCCACAUGGGCAAGACCCCUCCUCGGGACUACCUGUUCUGGUCCCUGUGCAACACCUUGUAUGUCAACUUCUGCUGCCUGGGAUUCAUGGCGCUCCUCUACUCCAUCAAGGCUCGGGACCAGAAGACUCAGGGCAACCUGCAGCUGGCCCAGGAGUGCUCGGACAAAGCCAAGUGGUACAACAUCCUGGCGGCUGGCUGGAACCUGAUGAUUCCUCUGCUGGCCGUGGUGCUGCUGGUGCUCCUGCUGGUCCACCUGGGUUCCUCGCAGGGCUCCUUCGACUUCCUGGGAGAAGACGGAUUCCAGAACUUCCUCAAACUGUUCAGUUGGUAGACGGUGCGCACGAAAAAAACACCAAGGCAAUUUGAUUUCAUCCGACACAAAAAUUACACUUUCUUUUUAUUUAUUUUAUUUAUGCAACAAUCAUCUUCUCCCAGCUAAUUCUUAGACUUCUUAGUUGCAUUCUUUCAUUUAAACACAUUGUAAUGGUGGUUAGAAAUGCUGAUUGAUCGCAGCCAUGUUUCCUUCACAUUUACUCAAGAACGAAGAGUGGUCUGCUUAAUCUUUGUCUGAGAGAGUUUUUUUUGUAAAUUAAUUGUAAUAUUUAAAAUUAAAGGUCCUCUAUUAUGCAAAAAAAUAUGUUUUAAUGAGGUUCUAACCAUUCUAAUCAAAUCAUGAUAGAAACUGUUUGUUUGCAUAUCAAUUAACAUACAAUAAAUUGCAGUAAAUAUGCCAGAUUUAGCACAGUGCUAGUUUAGUGAAUUUGAUUAUUUAGUUUUUCUUUUGCGAAUAUGCUAACCAAGCAUGAUAGUACAGUGCAUGAUAGCACUUUAGCACACACAGCUAUAUUGGUAUUGGUAACGUUUGUGUCCCACUCCUUAAUUUUACGGUGUUUUAUGUAUAGUUCCAGCUAUUAGGAUGACGUAGCACGACGUUAAAGUGUAAUGAUAGCGCUUUAGCAGACACAGCUAUGCUAGUAUUGUUAAUGUUUGUGUCGUACUGUCCCACUCCUUAAUGUUAUAUUGUUCUAUGUGCAGCGUUACAGUGAAUCUGCUAACCUAGCAUGAUGUUAAAGUGUAAUGUUAGGACUUUAGCACAUAGUAUGGCUAAUGUUUGUGUCCUCCUGUCCCACUCCUUAAAGUACGAGUAGAGUGGAAAAACAAGUUGUCUCUGUAUUGAAGCUAUUAUCAAAUAUGUAUCUGAUUUAUGACACCAAAAGACUUCCAAAGUUUGCGAAUAAGUAGAUAUGAUCAAAAUAGUAUCAAUCUCACAGAGAUUCCCGAGCCAUUUCGAGAGUUAAUGAGGAAGCCAGUUACGUGAUCCGUGACGUAGCGUUAGGAACCACAGACCCCUUUUCCCAUCCACAACAAUGUUAAUCAAGCAGACUUUGUGAAAGCCAACAAAGAUUACUUUAGGAAAAAAUUAUGAUUCAGAACUUUAUAUUUUUGAACCCGAACACAAGGAGGAUGUAGCUUUACUGUGACACUCUAGCGUCAGCAGUGUUGCUAGGUGCUAAACAUACAAACUAACCAUAAUAAAACAUAAUAAACCAAACACUUACCGUACAAUUUCUACUCUCGCUGGGAUGCCGACCGACGGGACGCUCACUCUGUUCAUUCUGUUUAGAUGAAGAUUCAUUUACAAUCUUCACGAAGGGGUUAAAAAAAAGUUGGCGCAAUACGUAUUUUUUGCCAUCUCGGGGGAUGUCAAAGUCGGCCAGCAUCUCAGUUCAUGGCCACAUUUGUCUACCACCAGGUUAGAGAUGCAUGAAUUAUUCUAUAUAACUAACUUUAAGCACGUUUGAGACGAAGCAGAAGCAGCCGCUGGCUCACUGUGUCAACAAUAGCAGUGUAAGCUAGCAUUAGCUAAUUGCUAUCAAUGCGCCGCUAAAAUAGGCCAUCUCUGUUGGCGCUGAUAAUAACAAAACCGCUCAUAUUUGGUUAAUUUUGAGGUCAUGACAUGUAAAUGGAGUAUUGUUGGCGGUUUCUGGAUUUUUUUAAGAGGGUAUAUUGGGCGCAAUAGAGGACUCUCGAUCUGAUGACUCAAUUGUUUGUUAUCUAUUUACGAUUUUGAAUGCAUAAAAAAAGCCAAGCAUAUGUGUUCUUGUCUUUCAUAAGGAUUGUGAAUGAUAAACAGCACAUUUCUUUCUAAUUUUUGCAUACUUCCAGUAUGACUGAUCUGAUAUUAGGAAGCGUUACUACAGUGACCUGGAAUUUACGAAAACUGCCAAAGAAAUUCGAAGCAGAAUAUUCAAAAUGGCCAACUAAAUCUGUGGCAUUUCGUGGCGUUUAGACGGUAUUUUCACAAACUUUGCGGAUUGUAAACACAUUUGAAUAUGGUUUAAUGGAUACAAUGAAACUCAAUUAAGCGUAUCAAGUCAACUUGUUUUACCACUCUACUGGUACUCCAAUGUUAUGUUGUUCUACUGUAUGUGUGGAGUUACAGUGAAUAUGCUAACUUAGCGUGAUGUUAAAGUGCAAUGUUAGCACUUUAGCACAUACUGUGUCCUCCUGUCCCAUUCCCUAAUGUUACGUUGUUUUAUGUAAUGUAUAGCACCUUUUACAUUAGUGCAUGUAAAAAGUGGAUAAAGUACACAACAGUUGUCAGGUUCAAACACUGAUGACAUCUAUUAAACAAGACAAGAAGCAAGGAGUUAAACAGAGACAGAAUUACAUUUGGCUCAAUUGAGGAGAGACGUCUGGACUGUACUAUUGCACAGACUCACCACGCUCUGGCGAAAGAUUGUACGCCUCCUCUUUUAUUUGGACUUUCCCUGAUUACAUGGCAACAGCUGUUUCUAAGGGACGGGGGUCGUAAACAGCCAUCGCCUUUGAUGACCACAGUUCAAAGAAAAGGUCCCUGGAGGGGAGUCAGGUCCUGCUUCCUCUUCGCUUUGUAGAUCUCGGGUCGAGACAAUAUCUUUCUGUUGAUUACAAUACAUGAAAGAAACAGAACACCUUCAUGUUGCUUCCCAUCCUACACAGUGGAGUUUUACAAGCCUUCUGCUUGGUAGGAUUAAAGACAGCUUUUGUCUGCUCGCCGGGAACUCAUUGAAACACAAAGUUUUGUGAUAACUUAGAUACAAUUAUUCUGACACAGUGCUUCUUGGAGACACACACUGUGGGCGACAAACACAGUUUAUUAAGAUUAAAGCUACACGUACAUAUAAUAUUACUAGUACUGUAUAAUAUUACAAAAGUAAUAAUACAAAACCUUUAUUGUAACCAACACUAAAGUCAACUUGUUGUUUUGUAACCUAUCUAUAUACUAUCACUUUGCUUCAUUUCUUUACUUUUUUGUUGUUUUUCCUAGUAAUAAUACUAAAAUUUUUUGCAAACUUGUUUUUGGGCUGUAUGGUAUUUUUGACUGAGGUAGGUCUUCCUCGCGGACUAGCCGUGAUGGAAGGGAAGAAAAGCUCUUGUGGUUCUGCCUUGAAAUGUUUUUUGUUUAAUUGGCAGGCGGGUUCGCUCUUGCUCGUUUUGUCGGGUGCUAACAGGAAGCUACUCAUGUUUUCAGUUUAGCAUAAGGUUACUUUAACAUAACCAGAAAUAAAAAUAGUAUUUUCCAGGGUGAAUUGUGGCCGUGAUAUACCUUUAUUAACCGAGCAGGCCAUGCGUACAUUUUUUUACUGUUAUAACAGAGUAAAAAGACACACUCUUCAAAAUGUAAAAGGAAAAGCCAAUUCAAGUGUUAAACAGUACGUGCAUGGCGGCGGUUCAGACUACAAAGAUUGUUGCGAUUUUAAAGUCAUUUUUUUCCAUUCAAAAAGUUAAGCAAUUUCACCGCAACCUUGCUUUUAAAUGCUGACCCUUGCCAUGGUAACUAUUCCUCCCUUACUAUCAACGGACCAGCCAGGACACCCCACAAACGGCAGUUGAUGAUUUUUCUGUAUUCCAGAAUCUUUUCUGUAGCUUUUCAGUAUUUUCUAUGCAUGAAUGUUUUACAUAUUCCAUUAAGAUGAUAUUACUAUAAACUGCAUGUACAUAUUAUAUUUAUCACGUUGUUCAA
Molecule: messenger RNA, 5775 nt
Organism: Entelurus aequoreus (snake pipefish)
Lineage: Eukaryota; Metazoa; Chordata; Actinopteri; Syngnathiformes; Syngnathidae
Gene: ifitm5
Product: interferon induced transmembrane protein 5
Exons: 2
Coding region: 1672-2100 (142 amino acids)
Cellular component (GO): plasma membrane
Source: RefSeq, a predicted model, not a curated record